AUGGAUGCAACAGACUCUAAUCGCACUAUGAAACUAUCUUCAAUUCUCUUGAAUGGAUUGAACUAUGUUGCUUGGUCAAGGGCUGUUACAUUAUCUCUUGGUGGCAAAGCUAAACUUGGUCAUAUUAAUGGGAAAGCGAAACAACCUAAAUCUAAUGAUCCCAAAUUUGAUGAUUGGGAAGCCACUAAUCGAAUGAGAGCUAUUGCAGAUGAAAAGCAAAAGGAAACUUCUUUUGCAGUUCAUCUUGGAAAUCUGAAGCGAAUGUGGAAUGAAUUAGCGAUUUAUCGCCCACCAACUAUUGACCUUAAAAUCCUACAACAGUGGGCUGAAGAGGAUAAAUUGUUCAAAUUACUUGCCUACUUGAAACCUGAAUAUGAGCAACUAAGGAGUCAGAUCUUGAUGUGUCCUACUAUACCUUCUUUAAACAGUGUUGGCAUUACAAUCCAACGAGAAGAGACUCGAAAAAAGGUUAUGAAUUCUAAAGUUGUUCCCCAGGAAUCAAGUGCCUUAGUUGCUGAUAAAAAAUAUAAAAAACAGUCGAUCAUCUAA
Prunus armeniaca (apricot) is the source of this 549-nucleotide messenger RNA. Lineage: Eukaryota; Viridiplantae; Streptophyta; Magnoliopsida; Rosales; Rosaceae. The record is from the annotation of a GenBank genome assembly.